AAGGAAGCUGCUAGGGUACCUCAUUUUUGGGCAAAGCGCCAUCAUAUGAGUACGUGCGAGGUUACUCACGCUCAUUUACUAUCAUUUUAGCUCCUUGUCAGCGGUAUAGCUUCAAGAGUGCUUCCUCAUGGCUAUUGUAGUAGCAGAAUAAAACAAAUUGAUCAUUAACAGCACGGAUGAAAAAACACACAAUGGCGCACUCUGAAGUUGGGACUGCGACAAGUAGCGAAGAGGAGCAGAAAGAACAAAAGCUUAUUGAUGUUAUGUUUCUCUGUGACGAAUGGAAAUCUUCGAAAGGUGGAUUAUCAACUUUCAAUCGAGAAUUUGCUAUUAAUUUGGCACAAGCGACGACUGGUAGUAUGAAAAUUCACUGCUAUGUUUCUAAUAGCGAUGAUCGGGACAGAGAAGAAGCUAAACAACAUGGUGUUAAUUUAAUCACAGCUCGGAAUGUUCCUGGUUCAGCCGAUCCCCUCGAGUGCUUGAAGUUUUCACCCUCAGAGCUCCCAAACCCACAUCUGGUGAUAGGCCAUGGAAGAAAGCUGGGUAUUCCAGCGUAUUCUCUUGUUCAGAAUACAAAGUGUAAAUGGAUCCAAUUUGUACACGUCUACUGUGAGAACCUUGGGAAAUAUAAAGAAUCUUCCACGGCUGCAGAAGAUACAAUCGAAGAGAACGAGAGGAAGCACAAGAUGGAAAUUGAGUUGUGUAAAGCAGCGGAUGCAGUUGUAGCUGUUGGCUCACGUCUGCAACAGUUGUACAGUAGAAGUCUUGUUAGUGUUAAAGUGGAGCUUAUUACUCCUGGGAUCUUUGAAAAGUUUUCAAAUAAAUCACAGUUGGCUGUAGACAGAUCAGUAGUCAAGAACUUCAAUGUGUUUAUGUUUGGCCGAGCAACCUUUGAGGAUCUUUCCCUGAAAGGCUACGAUAUAAUUGCAAAUGCCAUUGGUUCUCUUGGUAGGAAGUUCAAACUGACUUUUGUAGGUUCAUCUCCUGGUGAGCACCAAAAAGUGGAACAGUGGUUUCUUGAAAAAACCAGCAUAAAGCGCUACCAACUAACCAUUCGUAGUUACUGCAGCCAACAAGAGGAACUUAAGAUGAUGUUCUAUCAGUCAGAUUUGGUUUCCCUGCCUUCCCGUACUGAGGGCUUUGGGUUGGUGGCCCUGGAGGCCAUAUCUGCCGGUGUUCCUGUUCUUAUGUCUGGCGAAUCGGGAAUAGCUGAGGCUUUGCAUAAAGUAGAAGAUGGACAGUCUGUAGUUAUUGAAUCAGAUGAUGAUGCAGCUCAAUGGGCGCAAAGGAUUCAAGAGUUGUCCAAUCAAAGUCCAGAGGAGCGACUAACCAAUGCAAUGAAGCUUCGAGAGAACUACAGCAAGGUUUACUCUUGGAGUGGAGAAUGUGAGAGAUUUAAAGAAAUGAUCAAGAACAUAGUCAAAACUUCAAAUGAUGCAAAAUUAAAUAUCAAUGUUGAUGUGAAAAACCUGAAAACUUCAGAUCCAGACAUGCACAGCACAGUUUCAGAGCCUGCUUUACAUCAGAGGGCAACCACAGAGUCAGGCACAUGUAGGAAAAGAAGAUCUGAUACAGAAAUAGAUGAUCUCCCAGCGCUUAAAGAGAAAGCCUUGUGUUUAAUUGCUAUAAACUACCUUCAGACUACACCACCACAGUCAAGAGAUGAACGUAAUGAAUUUAAAGAAUACUUGAAAGAAAUGGGGUUUGUCAUCACAGGUGCUUCUAUGGGAAGCUUGGUGAUAAGAGUGGAGUGUGAUUCUUCUCAGAGCUUGGAGAAAUUGUGGGAAGAUUACCUAUGCAACCGUUUGGACAAGAUGGUUCAGGAUUGUUUUGUCACUGAGAAGAUCUUGAAGGAACUGAACCUAACUGAGCUGAAGCUGAAAACAACAAUGGAUGAGGAAGAGUACAAUGCAUGCAGAGCACAUUUUAAAAAGGAUGCACCCAGAGCUGUUCCUUCCUCUUUAUUUUCCACCACUAAUCCUGGAGAGGAAGCUGCAGUCUCUCAGCCCCACUUGAUAAGGUCCACCACAGGAGGUUGGCAAAAACAAGAAGAGCUUAAGAGAUGGGAGCAGAAUAUAGAGACUGUGCAGCCAGAGAAUUUUAAAGAUACUCUGUACCCUGCUGCAUUGUCCACCUCUGGUUCUAAAAGAAAACAAGAACUUUUUAAAUCAAUGAAACAGCAAGAAGAAAGAGUAUAUGGAGAAUAUCAGAUUUUACUUCUUUGGGAAGAAGGUACCUAACCUCUAUGGUAUUUUCCACCACUGAUCUCAACGAUGAGAAAGAAGGUGUAGUUUAUCGAAACAAGGAAUCAAGCUCUUGUCCAAGACAAUAACGUAUAGAAAUUGCAAGAAAUUAACCAGACCUAAUGUCAGUGGCAAUCACGCACGUUUGUGAAGCCCUAACUAGCGGUAACUGCGAGUUAACCAGGCUGGAUUUGUGUCAGUUCUCUUGGAAAUGAAGGGAUGAAACUCUUGUCUGAAGCAAUAACCUCGGUUAAUUGCAAUUAACGUUGUUAGACGUCAGUCGGAAUAACAGAGGAAACGAUGGAAUAAAGCUGAGCACUUGUGUACAGCAUUCACCAGCAGUGCAUUCAAGUUGUCUGGCCUAAACGCCAGACAUAAUCGUGCUGACGAUAAAGGAAUAAAUUACUUAUGUCAUGCUCUGACUGAUACCAACUGCAAACUAGGCAUUUUAGACCUUAGAAGCAAUUCAAGUGUAACUGUUCAAGGAAGGAAGUAUUUGUGUCAUGCCUAGACCGACAGUGAUUGGAAAAUGGAAGGCCUUAAGCUUUUCCGUUGAACUACAAAGAACUCAGCCCAGUCGCAUUUCGCUUGUAUUAUAAGAUGUUUUACUUGCAGGAGACUGAGAUGUUCUUAGUUCUCUUUAGAGUGGUAUAGGUACGGGAUCGUCCAAUUGUUUGUCUUACUAUUUUGACUUUGGUUAUCGAAAGGAAUGGUUUUAUUGACUGGCUUCGUGGCAGUCAAAACGUCGCGAACAGCAAUUGUUACAGUCUCCUUCGUAGCCAUUCUUCAGGACGUCUUGCAAGGCUCUCCUCAUCCCAAAGAACGGCUGCGCCGGAGAUUACGAUCAUUAGUGAAUUUAGACCAUCAGAAAAACCAUUAAUUGUUCAUUCAAUCAGAUACAAUCAAUUUUUUGCAAUAUGGAAAUAGAGCGCAUUGCGAUGAAGUGUCGUAAUAACAACACCAAAGUAAUUACAACAACCAAACUGAACAAAGGAAAAUAUCGUAUAGAGUCAACAAGGAACCACACUAAACUACUAUUUAUUUUAUCACCAAAAGAAAACUGUGUAAAGAUAAAAAAUCAGUAUCAAUAAGCUAUCAGUAAAGUAGCAAAAGAAUUUAUUUUAUGAUUCUGGUCCCAGCUUCUGAUGAAUAUGCCAAGAGAAAAAAGUUUUGUAAAGCAGUAGAAAGAAUUGUCACGAAGGGAUAAGCCCCGUUGAAAUUGGUUUUUUAGCUUUAGAUGAGUUCGCUUACAACUAAUGCUAGAUCGCCAACGACCUUGAUAAGUUCCCUGGCAACUUGGGCAAGGUCAGCUACAAUCUCAGUCAGUAGGCUGUCAACCAAGGCCAGUUCACCAACAAUCCAAGCGUGUUGGCCUUCAACGUAUCAAGGAAACUCGCUCAACAUUGAUAACAAUAGGCUUUGUUAUAAUGACCCUAGAAGGCCAUUUUUGAACAAUGGCGCAACAGCUUCAGAACACAUGAGGGAUUUCGAAGUUUCCUAUUAGCAUACGAGCGGGAAAUUUAAACGCUCAGAAGGGCUGAAGGAAAGACAGCGAAAAGAACAUUUGAGGGGGGAAAAUUGGAGGGAGAAACUUUCACUUUCUCGCUCGACGGACUAUCGAAUCACGACUUCGCCGCGCCCAGAUUUAUCUUUCACAGUAUGAGAGCAGUUCAAAUCUCGCGCGCUACGCAAGUUAGACUUGAUUCUUUGUGUACAUAAUAGUUAAUAGUAACAGGACUAAGUGGAGUCCAAUUCGGUCUGUAAUUAUACGAGUGAUAACAAAAUCGGAUGACCGCGCAGCGGAAAUCCGAUCUGUGUAUCACGAGCAUGAUAACAAACUGUCUGAUAAAGAAAAAAGUACGCAGAGAGAGGUUUAAAUACACCGAUAAUUUUUCCGAUUAGUCAUGAACUCUUUCGCGUCGCUUCGGCCAAAGUCCUUCAGCGCUACAAAUAACAAAAGGACUAAUGUUUAAUACUUAAUGUAAGAAUUGAGCCGGAACAAUAGACCAUUUCUUGACCAUUUCUUCCCAAUUAUAAGCCAGUUUGCUGACAACUUAGGCAAGUUUGCCGACAACCUAAGCCAGUUUGCCCACAACCCAGGCAAGUUUGCUUACACUUAAGCCUGUUUGCAGACAACCUUGGCCAGUUGCCCACAACCUAAGCCAGUUCACUAACAAUCCAAGCCAGUUCACUAACAACUCAAGCCAGUUCACUAACAAUCCAAGCCAGUUCACCAAUAAUCCAAGCCAGUUCACUAACAAUCCAAGCCAGUUCACUAACAAUCCAAGCCAGAUCACCAACAAUCCAAGCCAGUUCACUAACAAUCCAAGCCAGAUCACCAACAAUCCAAGCCAGUUCACUAACAAUCCAAGCCAGUUCACCAACAACCCAAGCCAGUUCACUAACAAUCCAGGUCAGUUGACGUUUAACUUAGGCCCGCUCGCCGACAACUUAGGCCAGCUUGCCGACAACUUAGGCCUGUUCGUCGUCAAAUUAGGCCAGUUCGCCGACAACUUAGGGAUGUUUGCCGAAAACUUAGGACUGUUUGUCGACAACCUUGGCCAGAUUGUCGACAAGCUAGGCCAGU
Molecule: messenger RNA, 4830 nt
Organism: Pocillopora verrucosa
Lineage: Eukaryota; Metazoa; Cnidaria; Anthozoa; Scleractinia; Pocilloporidae
Source: RefSeq, a predicted model, not a curated record